AUGCUCUCCUCAGCCUCCCGCCCCUCGGGCCACGCCUGGUGGAGCCCACGCCUGGUGGAGGCCGAGGCCACAGCUGCCAACCCAGAGCAGGGGUGCUGGCAGGGCCGCCAGGAUGCCCAAAACUCUUGUGAGGGUGUCUUCAAGGGUCCCACCGUGACCAUGCCGGCUGUGGCCAGAGGCCAUCCCUGGAUGACCCCCCAACUACUGCCUUCUUCUCCUGUGUGGAUAGCCCAGCCCCCCGAGAAGGCCUGCUACAACUGGAUCCAGAGCAACAAGAGGGAGAGCCCCCACCUGCCCCUGCAGGCUUCAAGACACAGCCGAGUCCUGGGAGGGGCCAUCUCGGGGUCCCACCUCCGCGCCCCAGUGAAGAAAAGGCCCAACCUGGCCGACCAGAGCACGUCUUCCCCAGGCGGGCAGAGCCACCUCCGAGCUGAUAUUUUCAACAAGAAGGUCAUAAGUUCCUGCGGGUGCUUCCCACUGGCCAAACCAACUGGAAGCCAGCAACCUAUUGGGGCAGUCCCCAAGGGUCCCCUCCCAGGGGCCCAGAGCAGGCGGGAAGGGUGGUGGAGGGCUCACAGCACAGGGCCCUCGGUGGGAGGACUCUGCAUCCCAGCCACUGCUCUCACCGUCGUCACCCUCAUCUUCAGCCUCCUUCUGGGAGAAGCCCGCUCCAGUCCCAUCAGUGAGCUGGACUAA
This is a messenger RNA of Rangifer tarandus platyrhynchus (Svalbard reindeer), 696 nucleotides long. The record is from the annotation of a GenBank genome assembly. Lineage: Eukaryota; Metazoa; Chordata; Mammalia; Artiodactyla; Cervidae.